ACAGUCCCAUAGCAACAGCUGAGUGGAUCUACAGUAACAGAGCUGCUAGUAAAAUAUGCGUUUGGGUGUGGAUCCAUAUUCAGAGGAACAUUUCAAACUGGGCUUUCAUUCAACUCAUAUGAAUCCUCAGGGAGCCCUGCUGAAAGACUUGAAUGUCUGAAUGAGAGCAGAAAAACAUAUUGGCGUGUGAUGAAUGAGAGGAGGAAGCAUGCGGCAGUGAUGGAGUGUGCUGCAGAUGGAAGCAUGUACGUCCACAGCGAGCAGAGGAAAAACUGUCAGUCCAAACCCUUUCAUGAGAGCACAGCGUUCACUUUGUUUCCACCAAGACCACGGUCCUAUGGGCUUUCCUCCAGAGGCUCUGAACCCCAGGGCCUGCAAGUGCAGGGAUUCUGCUGUGCCCUCCAGCAGAGGCCCAGCAGUGGGCGGGCAACACACAGGGUGACUCCACAGAGCACAGGGGGUGGAGAUGGGAGCCUGAUAAUGCUGAGCAGUCUCAAGGGAAGGCUGGAGAGCAGAGCCAAACCAGCAUCAAAGUCCAGGACUGGGAGCAGGCCUGAGAUGACCCCAUCAGGCGGAGCAGCUCCCACUGUGUGCCAUCACAGAGAUCCAGUCAGUGAAACAGCAGAAACUCCCACUCCCACCUGCAACAACGAGAUGAAAACUCAGCAUGGACAGCCCGGCGCCGCAAAGGUUUCACAACUCCAUCUGUAUCUGCCUUCAUCACUCUGUGAUGAUGAGGAGCAGGAGGCUGAGACAGAGGAGAUGAGGACUUCAGCAGAGGAGCCUUGCACUCAAGGAUCUGAUGUUGAACCAAACAAUUCAGACCAUCCUAACACAGGGCCCGGCAUCCCACAGCGCAGCACACCUUCUGAUGACAUCACACCAGAGGACAGCACAGCUGUGAUGUGAAGUAUUAGAGGACAGAACAGACUGAGCCAGUUUACCCCCAAAGAGGCCCCCAUGUGGGCAGGACAGAAAAGAGCCAUGGGAAAACAGGCUGAUAAGGUUUGCAGCUGUCCUCAGAUGGAGGCCCUAAACACGGUUAAAAACAUGGGCUCCGUAAUGAGAUGCUGGAGGGUCUACCCAAAAUAACAACACUAGGUCAAAACCUAGUAUAUGGCUGGAUUGUGCAUGUCAAUGUGCUCGUGAGGAGGUAAUUGAGGACUGUCAGCGCCUCGCUGUAAAGCUUUGUUAAUGCUCAAUGCAGUAUCCCCGUCGUGAGUGGCAAAACUGAAAAGCACGUAGGCACCACAUGCCAACAUGCACAACUGCAACAAAAGCAAAGAACUUAAAUUACAAAGUAAUUCUUUUUUUUUUGUCUCAAGGAUAUUUAAAUGAUUCAAAAGCAUGAGAUCUUAAAAAUCUACAUUUGAGUAAAUUAUUGUUUACAAGUUAUUCAACCUUCAAUUCAUUAAAAUACAUUUGUUGUUCCAAGCACUUGACUAAAGCAUAAAAGCAUCUAUAUGUGCUCAUAGCUCACAUGCCAUCUGCAGAGGCCCUAACACAGCUAAAAAAGCCUCUGGAGGACGUAAUUGAGGACUACAUGUAUUCAUUUUGAAAUUGCCAAUGGGGAAACUCCAACACUUCACUGACCAAUGGUGCAACUCCAUCACUCAGUCGGGGACAGACCUUCACAUUUCGCUGUUGGCCCCCCGUUUUGCAGCCAAAAACCCCACAUCAGAGUGUGGGAGCACAAGAAAAUAAGAUUGUGUAGAUGUGAUGCUGGGCCACAUGAGAAAACAAACUAGUAACAAGAUGCCUGUGGACAGCUGAUGUGCUACAACAACAGAAUUGACUUUUGGUAGAACUGUGUUUGUUAAAAAAAAAGAGGGGACAUCUGCAGAGACAAGAUGGGGCCACACAGGAGAGCAACCAACAAAGAAAUAUUUAACCACAGAUUAGCUGUAAAUAUAAAGAAUGUGAAAUACGGGGACUUUCAGCAAAUUUGAGCAAAGAGAUACAUUUGUUUAAAAGAUACAAUGUAUGUAUUGGAGCACGAAUCAGGGCUGUAGCUACCACUGAAGACAUCAUGUCCUCAGGCAAUGUAGUCCGUUUAUCAGCCUGUUAUAAUGUGUACAUUUUAGGUUUGAUGGUCAUAGAGUAAUGAUCAGUGACUACAGCAACUUUCAUUUUGAAAUGUAGAGCGCUGGUUUGUCAGAUGUGGUAGCGUAUAAACCACAGUUUCUUUUGUGGGUUUUUGUUUUAAAUUGAAAAAUGUUUAUAUUGUACUGUAUAAUAUGCUUUAACAUGUCUAUUGUGGAAUCACAUACAAUUAUAAAGGCCCUUACACGCCGGGACAAUGUUGGGCUUCAGUAGCCCUAGGUUUUGCAGGGUGUUCCGCAGAAUUGGCAGUCAAUGCUGUCUGCAGCUUGACCGAGGCCACUGAUUUGCUGGUAUGGAGAGUUAUUACCUGUCGUGCACAUGCAGAAUGUACGCGCUAAUUGGCUGUUUGCUGUAGUCGGUGCCAUGUGUUCUAGAGUCACUUUUUGGCCAAGACACAGGCAACGUGAGGUGACAGUCAACAGUCAGCUCUUGUCGGCGCUAGUUCUUUGACAUGGUUUGGUGCGUCAGGACCUUAAGUCUUGGUCAUCCUGGCUGCUGGUAUGUACGGUGGCCCAGAGGUGUCAGGCCAAAUACAAAAGUCACAACACAAAUACAAAAGCCACAACGGAAGUGACCUACAACGGAGAUGAAUGGUAACGGAUUUAAAAAAAAAAAUGUAUUUAACUUUUCAAAAAUACUGUAGCAUCUGCCAGGACGUGUUGAAAAGAUGACGAAGUGUUAUUCAGCAAACCAACAUUUAUUGCUGGAACAGUACAGGAUACUGUCGGCCGUAACCACGCCAAAAAUAACCAAAACAUAAAGCUAGCCGUAACUCUCUAACUGUGUCCUUAGCGCUCACCUCAGGCUCGCUCACACACACAUGCACUCGCACAGCCCUCAUCCCCGUCACACUCGCACCCCGUCCCCCUACCUACUCAUUAAAUCCCAAACAUGUCAUUAACUCUCAGAACAUUUGACAUUAUAACAGAACAAUACUGCAGGGUUGCUACAAUACUUACAAUUUCUCUUAAAGUGAACAUAUAUUGCAUUUAUACAACAAAACAUUUAUUGUCUCUUAAUUACCAAAAAAUAAAAUCUACAAGGCUUGUUAAAAAUUAUAAUAUAUUAAUAAGAUUCAAACGAAAACAAAAUAAAAAAUCUGCCACUGUUCACUUCCGUUGUAGGUCACUUCCGUUGUGGCUUUUGUAUUUGUGUUGUGGCUUUUGUAUUUGGUCUGACACCUCUGGGCCACCCUAGAUAUGGAUGUUUAUUUUUCCAUCAAAUUUAGGUAUAUUUGUUUCAUUUGCUCUAUACAUAUAUGUUUUUGUGUUACCAUGCAAGAAAAAACUAAAACGUCAUCAUCAAUAGUCAAAGUAUUUGUGGAAAGAAAGUUUUCUUAAAAGAAAAACAGGUCAAAUCAAAAAGUGACUUUUCCCAUUUUUGGUGACUUUUCAAAAGCCUUUUUUGUAUAAAGUGUAACAAAUACCUGAAAUAUCUAAAACUGAUUUAAUAUACGGUCAUAAAACACAGUGAUUUUAUGCAAAACGACAUUUCUCAUUUACUGAAGUUCACACAAUGCUGUGUACAUUUACAGAGCAGAAGCCUGUCUCUUCAGCAAACUGUAAAACAAACCAUGCUUGACACGUUGAGACUUCUUGCAGUGUUCCAGAGGUGUGCUGCUGCUUAUCGUUCACAGUGUGUCAUGUCUGCAUAGUGUCUUCCUGCUGGCCUUCUCUCAGCACAGAGGUAGCAGAUCAUACACCACACACUGUGCUCUGGAGAGAUCUGGACUCCACUGCUGGUCCGAAAAGGCCUCAGAGCGCAGGAACCUGUCAGCACAGUGGAGGGGAGAUUAAAGUCACAUAGAAAUGAAAACUGCUUGAAUCUUCAUGUGGUCUGGAAAUCCAUUUACAUCAGGAGAAAAACAAAUGUAGGUAGGAAUGCAAAAUAAAUAAAUAAUAAUCUUUUCUUAAUUCUUAAAAAUUAAAAUUGUAUCUUAGUGUCUCUUAUUUGUUUUUUAUACAUAAAAAUAAUUCCUGUUUUCA
Molecule: messenger RNA, 4088 nt
Organism: Dicentrarchus labrax (European seabass)
Lineage: Eukaryota; Metazoa; Chordata; Actinopteri; Moronidae
Exons: 5
Coding region: 190-909 (239 amino acids)
Source: RefSeq, a predicted model, not a curated record